AUGCCUGUCGAUUACAGUAAAUGGGAUGCGCUGGAGCUCAGUGACGACUCUGAUAUUGAGGUACAUCCGAAUGUCGACAAACGAUCAUUCAUCCGUGCGAAACAGAAUCAGAUCCAUCAAGAGAGACAUCACCGGAAGCUACAGAUCGAAACUUACAAGUACGAGCGUGUGGUCAAUGAUGGCUUGAUCAAGCGCAUCUCGGGCCUCUUGGCAUCGCUGCGAGCCCAUGCCUCUGAGGCUACCACCCGAAACCCAGCAGAAGUUGCUUUCCAAGCUGUCAUGGAGUCGGCUGGAAAUCCUAAGGAUGAUAAGCCACCACCACCACCUGAGGGUGUUCAUACUCAUGAGAAGGAGCAACCUUCGUAUACCAAGAUGAUGGCCACCCUCCUGGACCAAGUCAACAAGGUUCUGGACGAGAAGAAGCCAGACAACAGAUACGAGGCUAUGAUUGCAGAGAUCCAGACACAUGAGGACAAGGUCACAGAUUUGCAGAAAGAGUUGGAAAUCAAGCUGGCUGAACUAGAGAAAGAGGAAGGCCGAAAGAUCACCAGUGAGGGAAUACAUACCGGCUUCGACAGCUCCCAUGUUUCAAAGUCAGAGCCUGAAGCCAAGAAGUCAUCUACAGAGGUUGAACUACUGAACCCCGGCUCUGCAGGAGCUUCGUCAAGCUCGGGGGCCGAAAAGCAAGAAAUCAAGGUGGACGAUGACAGCGAUAUCGACGCUUCACCGGCCGGAAAGAAGUUUGGCACUAUCCGGGCAAAUGACUACGGCGCUAGUCUUCAAUUCCUGUCACAGAACCCUCAGCUUCUGGUUGAGAAGGAGACUGAUGGACUUCUCGUGCAGGCCUUUGAUGCUGCUCUCGAGAACAAGGAUGAGCUGUCGCGACAGUUGGUGCACCAGGCACUGCUUCUGCAGUACUGCCGAGCCCUUGGCAAAGAUGGAGUGGGGCUUUUCUUUAAGCGCAUCACCACCAAGGGACACCAAGCACAAGAUGUAUUCUACAAGGAUGUGCAAGAGACUUGGAUGAAGAUCAGAACCCGUUCUCGGGAGAUCGUAGCCGAACGAGCCAAGGAAGGCCAGAGCGAAGGAGUCGAGCAAAUCCAGUUGCAUGCUGUGGAGCCUGGCACGGUUAUCCAGAUUAAGGUGCCUGCGGCAGACAGCCAAGACCCUGAGGAGCAGGAAGCACGGGAGAUCUUUGAGAGUUUCGCGCCCGAGAUGCGCAAGGCCCUGGAGACUGGUAACUUGGACGAGGUGAACAAGGUGCUGGGUGAGAUGGAGAUUGACGAGGCUGAGGAACUCGUGGGUCUAUUUGGCGAGGCCAAUAUCCUAAGCUUGGAGGAGCAAAUUAUCGAUGCCACAACUGAGGCGGGAAAGAAGCAGUUGAAGGAUAUUGAGGCCGCGGCAUCUGCGGACAAGAAGGAAGAGUACGCGGACCCUGAGUAA
Fusarium sp. VM40 is the source of this 1443-nucleotide messenger RNA. NCBI's taxonomy places the organism in Eukaryota, Fungi, Ascomycota, Sordariomycetes, Hypocreales, Nectriaceae. The record is from the annotation of a GenBank genome assembly.